AUGAAGAGUUCUCAGUGUUGGUUGGGCUUCCUUCCAGUCUCUGGAUUUGGAAUUGACCAUGCUCUUGUGUUACAGAAGGUUCCUGUUGUAAAAGAGGAAGAUGAACCAGAGGAAGAAGAUGAAGAAGAAAUGGGUCAUGCAGAAACCUAUGCAGAGUAUAUGCCAAUAAAACUAAAAAUUGGCUUACGUCACCCAGAUGCUGUAGUGGAAACUAGCUCUUUAUCCAGCGUCACACCUCCCGAUGUUUGGUACAAAACAUCCAUUUCUGAAGAAACUAUUGAUAAUGGCUGGUUGUCAGCAUUACAACUUGAGGCAAUUACAUAUGCAGCACAACAACAUGAAACUUUCCUACCUAAUGGAGAUCGUGCUGGCUUCUUAAUAGGUGAUGGUGCUGGUGUAGGAAAAGGAAGGACGAUAGCAGGAAUCAUCUAUGAAAAUUACUUGUUAAGUAGAAAAAGAGCAUUAUGGUUUAGUGUUUCUAAUGACUUAAAGUAUGAUGCUGAAAGAGAUUUAAGGGAUAUUGGAGCAAAAAACAUUUUGGUUCAUUCAUUAAAUAAGUUUAAAUAUGGAAAAAUUUCUUCUAAACAUAAUGGGAGUGUGAAAAAGGGUGUUAUUUUUGCUACUUAUUCCUCCCUUAUUGGUGAGAGCCAGUCCGGUGGCAAAUAUAAAACAAGGUUAAAACAACUUCUACAUUGGUGCGGUGAUGACUUCGAUGGAGUGAUAGUUUUUGAUGAAUGUCAUAAAGCAAAAAACUUAUGUCCUGUUGGUUCUUCAAAGCCAACCAAGACAGGCUUAGCAGUUUUAGAGCUUCAGAACAAAUUGCCAAAAGCCAGAGUUGUUUAUGCUAGUGCCACUGGUGCUUCUGAACCACGUAAUAUGGCCUAUAUGAACCGCCUUGGAAUAUGGGGCGAGGGGACUCCAUUCAGAGAAUUCAGUGAUUUUAUUCAAGCAGUAGAACGGAGAGGUGUUGGUGCCAUGGAAAUAGUUGCUAUGGAUAUGAAGCUUAGAGGAAUGUACAUUGCUCGACAGCUGAGCUUUACUGGUGUGACCUUCAAAAUUGAAGAAGUUCUUCUUUCUCAGAGCUAUGUUAAAAUGUAUAAUAAAGCGGUCAAAUUGUGGGUCAUUGCCAGAGAGCGAUUUCAGCAAGCCGCAGAUCUCAUUGAUGCUGAGCAACGAAUGAAGAAGUCCAUGUGGGGUCAGUUCUGGUCUGCUCACCAGAGGUUUUUCAAAUACUUAUGCAUAGCAUCCAAAGUUAAAAGAGUUGUGCAGCUAGCUCGAGAAGAAAUCAAGAAUGGAAAAUGUGUUGUAAUUGGUCUGCAGUCUACAGGAGAAGCCAGGACUUUAGAAGCUUUGGAAGAGGGUGGGGGAGAAUUGAAUGAUUUCGUUUCAACUGCCAAGGGAGUGUUGCAGUCUCUCAUUGAAAAGCAUUUCCCUGCUCCAGACAGGAAAAAGCUUUAUAGUUUGCUGGGAAUUGAUUUGACGGCUCCAAGUAACAAUAGUUCACCAAGAGAUAGUCCUUGCAAAGAAAAUAAAAUAAAGAAGCGAAAAGGUAAAUACUUCUACAAAAUUAGCUAA
This is a messenger RNA of Otolemur garnettii (small-eared galago), 1575 nucleotides long. Its product is annotated as protein strawberry notch homolog 1. The transcript has 11 exons. Lineage: Eukaryota; Metazoa; Chordata; Mammalia; Primates; Galagidae. Bases 1 to 1575 code for a protein of 524 amino acids. Gene Ontology annotation, biological process: regulation of DNA-templated transcription. Gene Ontology annotation, cellular component: nucleus. Gene Ontology annotation, molecular function: histone binding; chromatin DNA binding. The record is from RefSeq and is a predicted model, not a curated record.